CUAGCUAACGUGAUCGGGGAUUUAUAUUGGAGAAGCAGUUUCUGCCUAUCUUCAUACUGUUACUGUCUUUGGGCGAAGUGCUUCAUUCUGACGUUUCCUAUUGAGAUAGAACCCACCUCUUCCUGUCGGUGUCAGAGUAGUAACUUCACCAUAUUUAGUUGGUCAGAGCCCCACAGAGUUGAGCACAGAAAAUCUGAAAAUCUUAGUCAUAUCGGCGAAUGCAACCGGGAGUUGACAGCCUAGAAACAGCGAGACUGGCCGCUGUUGGAGAGUGACAUCAGUGGAAACAAGGCUGCACAUCAACACGGGUGCAAGCUGCCUAUCGACAGCAGACUUUGAGUGUUAAGUAGCUGUUCAAUUGUCGGAUGAGAAUUCUAACUAGUAGUCGAAGAUGGCUAGCUAGUUUAUUAUCGCCCAGCCUUAAACUCGAUUUCUGCUGUACGUAAAACCGAAUUUAUCCGAUUUUUACAACGCGAACUGGUAAGAAACUAAAGAGCCCAGUGAAUCUGCAAUUAUGAUAUCUUGACAAGUGUCAGUUAGCUAUGUUUUUCUCAAUCCAUUUGCUAAUCUAGCUAGUUGCUAGCUAGUUUAUCAGCGUCGUUGAAGCUCGAGCGAGUAUCGCCGUGGCAGUGAAAUCUGAUUGGAUACCUUGAUCGUGUGAACAACUUGCAGACGCUGGGACACGGAAGACCCUCGUCCAAAGGGACUGGAACAGGGGCUCGUUUGACAGUGAGUGGAGAGGAGAACUCUGGGGAACCCGUAACUACUCGGCUGCAUCGCCUGUGAGGCGUUGAACUGCCGAUAAACCAGAUUGAACCAAGCAGAUUGAACCAAGCAAGAGUUCCACGUUUGACAUCUGUGAUCCGGGGAGUAAACCGGGCAGGGACCUCAUGAAUGGAAAUCGGAACUACAGGAGCCGUUGGAGCCCAGCCCCUGUUCACUGUGCCGCGGCGGCCUGGCUAUGGCACCAUGGGAAAGCCCAUCAAGCUGCUGGCCAACUGCUUCCAGGUGGAUAUCCCCAAGAUAGACGUCUACCUCUAUGAGGUGGACAUCAAGCCCGAGAAGUGCCCGCGCCGCGUCAACAGGGAGGUGGUGGACUCCAUGGUGCAGCACUUCAAGGUUACCAUCUUUGGGGAUCGUCGGCCAGUCUACGAUGGGAAGAGGAGCUUGUACACAGCGAACCCGCUGCCUGUGGCAACCGCAGGGGUGGAUUUGGACGUCACUCUACCGGGUGAGGGGGGCAAGGACCGGCCCUUUAAGGUCUCAAUCAAGUUUGUGUCCCUGGUGAGCUGGCACAUGCUGCACGAGGUGCUAACGGGCCGCAGCGUGCCUGAGCCCCUGGAGCUGGACAAGCCCAUCAGCACCAACCCAGUACACGCUGUGGAUGUAGUGCUGCGACACUUGCCCUCCAUGAAGUACACCCCGGUGGGUCGCUCCUUCUUCUCAGCCCCAGAGGGCUACGACCAUCCUCUGGGAGGGGGGAGAGAGGUGUGGUUUGGUUUCCACCAGUCUGUACGUCCCGCCAUGUGGAAGAUGAUGCUCAAUAUUGACGUUUCUGCCACGGCCUUCUACAAAGCCCAGCCUGUGAUCCAGUUCAUGUGUGAGGUCCUGGACAUCCACAACAUAGACGAGCAGCCCCGACCUCUCACAGACUCCCACCGGGUCAAGUUCACCAAAGAAAUCAAAGGUCUGAAGGUGGAGGUGACCCACUGUGGAACCAUGCGGCGGAAGUACCGCGUUUGCAACGUAACCCGUCGGCCCGCCAGCCAUCAAACGUUCCCUCUGCAGCUGGAGAAUGGUCAAACGGUGGAACGCACAGUGGCCCAGUACUUCAGAGAGAAGUACAGCCUGCAGCUCAAGUAUCCCCACCUGCCCUGCCUCCAGGUGGGGCAGGAGCAGAAGCACACCUACCUGCCCCUGGAGGUGUGUAACAUAGUAGCAGGGCAGCGCUGCAUCAAGAAACUGACAGAUAAUCAGACGUCCACAAUGAUCAAAGCCACGGCUCGCUCUGCACCUGACAGACAGGAGGAGAUCAGCCGGCUGGUGCGCAGUGCCAACUACGAGUCUGACCCCUUUGUGCAGGAGUUCCAGUUCAAGGUGCGCGACGAGAUGGCCCACGUGACUGGGCGCGUGCUGCCCGCCCCCAUGCUGCAAUACGGCGGCAGGGUGAGCACAGAGCACUUUAUGAACCGGACAGUGGCCACCCCAAGUCACGGGGUGUGGGACAUGAGGGGCAAACAGUUCCACACGGGAGUAGAGAUCAAGAUGUGGGCCAUUGCGUGUUUCGCCACACAGAGGCAGUGUCGUGAGGAGAUCCUCAAGGGUUUCACAGACCAGCUGCGUAAGAUCUCCAAGGAUGCUGGGAUGCCCAUCCAGGGCCAGCCGUGUUUCUGUAAAUACGCCCAGGGAGCCGACAGUGUGGAGCCCAUGUUCAGGCACCUGAAGAACACCUACUCUGGAUUGCAGCUCAUCAUCGUCAUCCUGCCCGGAAAAACCCCCGUCUACGCGGAGGUGAAGAGGGUGGGAGACACUCUCCUAGGAAUGGCCACUCAGUGUGUCCAGGUGAAGAACGUGGUGAAGACGUCCCCCCAGACCCUCUCCAACCUCUGCCUCAAGAUCAAUGUCAAGCUGGGGGGAAUCAACAAUAUCCUGGUGCCUCACCAACGACCCUCAGUAUUCCAGCAGCCAAUCAUCUUCCUGGGGGCGGACGUUACACACCCCCCUGCUGGAGAUGGGAAGAAGCCCUCCAUCGCUGCAGUGGUCGGCAGUAUGGACGCCCACCCCAGCAGGUACUGUGCCACAGUCCGGGUCCAGAGGCCCAGGCAGGAGGUGAUCCAGGAUCUGGCCUCUAUGGUCCGAGAACUGCUGAUCCAGUUCUACAAGUCGACCCGCUACAAGCCCACCAGGAUCAUCUUCUACAGGGACGGAGUGUCAGAGGGCCAGUUCAGACAGGUGCUGUACUACGAGCUGCUGGCCAUCCGCGAGGCCUGCAUUGGCCUAGAGAAGGAGUACCAGCCCGGCAUCACCUACAUCGUGGUCCAGAAACGCCACCACACCCGCCUCUUCUGUGCUGACCGCAACGAAAGGGUUGGACGUAGUGGAAACAUUCCUGCUGGCACCACGGUGGACACGGACAUCACACACCCCUACGAGUUUGACUUUUACCUCUGCAGUCACGCUGGAAUACAGGGCACCAGUCGGCCCUCCCACUACCACGUCCUGUGGGACGACAACUGCUUCACGGCCGACGAGUUCCAGCUGCUCACUUACCAGCUGUGCCACACCUACGUGCGCUGCACACGCUCCGUCUCCAUCCCCGCGCCAGCCUACUACGCCCACCUGGUGGCCUUCCGUGCCCGCUACCAUUUGGUGGACAAGGAGCACGACAGUGCGGAGGGCAGCCAUGUCUCUGGUCAGAGUAACGGUCGGGACCCCCAGGCUCUGGCCAAGGCGGUACAGAUUCACCACGACACGCUGAGGACCAUGUACUUUGCCUGAGCACCACCCCACACCACCAUCACCGCACUUAAAACACACACCCCCACACCCCUGCCUGCCAGUCAAGGAGGGUUGCAGCCCCUCACAACCAGUCAAUCCGGACCUGACACUGUGUAGAGGGGGGGUGGGGGAAGCCCCCCGCAAUGGACUGAGGAUGCAGACAGACGCUGCUUUAAAACAAGAGAGGAAGAACUUGGCACUAUUAUGCAAUAUUAAACCACCCCCUGCUUUUCCUGGGCACCCUAACUCCGCCCCCACCUCCUCCAGGCCCUCCCUCCUUUUCUCCGGUCAUGAAAGAGAUCCGUGGUUUUGAUUCCGGAUGUGUAUGGUCGACGUUGCAGAGUUCGUUCCCUUUCGUCAUCAUGCCUUUUACCUCAACUCAGUUCAACGGCAGCACUUUCUGCCCUUUUUCAUUUGUUAGUUAUGUUUUGACUUUUCUUUAUCAAAGGUUGAGGAGAGAAGAAGAAAAGGAUGAGGUGUUUGAAGGGUGGAUCUCGAUCUGUGCAGAACUAUCACGGCGCACUAGCUUGCCACUAAUUUUCCUCCUCUUUUUUUUAGCCAAUGGUGACUUAUCAAAAGUGUGAGCGUGUCAAUGGACACUGUACUAGGAGAGGAACACGAGCUCUUAUUUUGAGAACAGUGCCACCUGGAGUCUGAACGGUGUAAAUGCUCUCCUCACAAGUCCCAACCUGUCUUGGGAAUAAGCUAUGAUGCUAAUCAUAUGAUUUCUUAGUCGUUAUCAUUUGACUUGACCCAGUAAGUGAUGUGCGUAUACAGUGGCACACAUCCGUAGAGGGUAAUACAAUGAUAUCAAACCCGAGGUCCGUCCCCUAUGACAUCGAUCUAAUGUGCUGUCACAGCAACAUUGCAAUGUGACCCUGUUUGGAAUUUUCUUUCCUGUACAUCAUGUUUGAUAUUUAAGAUGCUUGUUUUUUUUACCAUUCUUUCCAGUAUUUAUUAGUAUGCUCAAGAUAUAGUAAUUUAAUGAGAAGAGCAUUUAUUUCUGCAUUCUUUCAUUCUAUCUGCUCUCUUGAAUUUGAGUUUUGUUGUGGAAGAUCCUACAUUGAAUGACAGAUCAUGUUGCUUUCCUCUAGUGCAAUAAUGUUUUAGCUGAGGGGAGGAAGAGUCUUCUAGAGGAUACGACUUGAAUGUCGAAGUCUGCAGCGGUGAGUUUAGGAGAAUGUACUAGAACCCACAUCUCUUACGAGAGCUCUCGGAUAGUAAGAGUAUGUUUUUGAGCCACACAAUUGGCACUUACCCCGUUGCUCCUCUUUAUGAAGGGAGUAUCGGGGUUCAUAGGUCGAAGGGUUAUGCCAAUGAGUGUGUUAUGGGUUAGAAAUCAAGUGCCUGGUUUUGGAAAUGAACGGUUAAAUGGCUGGUUGUAUGGAUGGAUUAUGACGUGGCGGUCCUAGCUUUCAAAAUGUAUUCGAACAAGGAAGUUAAAGGGCAAGGUUUAGCUGGAGAAAGUUGACUUCAAGCUACAUUUUGCCUCAUUUUUGACAGAAGUUGCAUCACAUUGAAAUCCUUGUGAUAGAAAAUAUAUAAUGUGUGUGUGUUUCUCCAAUCGUCUUUGCCUAAUAGCAGCGGUAUUUUAGCAGAUCAAGUCGUGCUGCACUCUGCCUCUAUCCUCAUCAGACACGGAUCUAGCUGCUAUAUCUACAUGUACUCAAGGUGACUAAGAAUCGAGGCAUGCCUCAGUCAUGAGCAGCAGGAGAGCUAAGCCGCUAAGAAAUUCAAUUUCCCAUAUAACUGACCAUCCAAACCAAUAGUAGCUAGCUGCCUUCUAGAGUCAACAAUUCGAUGACUCUUGGAAGUCCAGGAGACUGAGUGAGUGACUUGUGUGGUCGCUGCUUAGCUCCUACGUGCUCUGUGACAUGAGGCAUGCCUAGUGGUGUUCAAAAGAGACAAUUAUCUGCACUAAAAUAAGUGUGUUUUGGACCGAACACAUGCCUCUGGUGCUAUGUACCGUAGUAAACCUCCAAAUGAAGUAGACGAGAGGGUCUGUGUUAUGUGGGGAACUGUAGGGAUUUCUCGUCCUAACUGUUAGUGGAAACGGUUGCCAUUUGAGAAUCUCUUGUUUUUGACGGUACAAUGAUACAAGGAGACAGUUCUCAAGGCAAGGACUGCCCCAAUAAGUGAACAGUAGUGUGGUCCAAUGGUAGGAUCCUGUGCCUCCCCUCCUAUAGUCACGUUUGACUGCCUUCCCAACUCUAGCCUUCCCCUGGCUGGAAGCCAAUGAGUUUGAGCCUUCAUGAUCUUCACUAGUGUCCAAAAAGCCUUUUUCAAAAGCCAGAUUGGAAGAAGUGUAUAUAUGUACAUUUCACAUUAUUGUAAUGCACACACCACUUAUUUUUGCUAACAAAAAAUCUAACCUAUGUAGUUUUAUAGUUAUUCAUCAUUAAACGUGAAGGGUAAUAAAAUGUGGCUAGAGUUUUGAGUCAACUGUUGUUGACUCGUGUCCUGUGGCAAUGUAUACUGUUAUUUGUGUAUUUUGACGUGUGUGCGGUGGCUCUAUUUCGAUAUGUAACGUGUGUCUGGAUUGUUAUACUGUUAUGGAUCGGGAUGCGGUGGACUUCUAUAAGUAAGAGGUUUUUCUCCUCUCUCCUUGCGCAACCACAGGCACUUCUUGUGCUCAGAAAUACAAAGCCUUAAAACCUCCGGUAAGUCUGCAAUGUGACAAAGUAUAUAAUCUCAUUUAGUUUUUUCCAGAUUCUCCUUACUUUUGAUUCCCAGAGGACUACAUUCCGUAGCCUGUAGAUCUGCCAUCUGAUUCCCCUGAGACCUAAGUGGAGAAAAUAUGGAAGACUAGAGGACAGAAGAAGUUAAGUUUGCUCCGUAAAUGUAUGAUCCAAUGGUGUCUUGGAUCGGUUUGUUGGUGUGUGCUUGGUUGGUAAAGAGCAGGGUGUUUUUGUUAGAUGGGUUUUUGUGCAUGUGGCUGGUUCUGGUGUAUGUAAAGUGAGAAGUAGGGCUGCCAUUUGAGGGAGGUGGUGUGUAUGGAUCGGUACAUGGUUUAGCAAGCGACAAGCGUAGUGAUCAUCCAAGCUGACAUGAUGAUGAACGUCAAGGACUGUACAGAACAUUCUGAUUUUCCUGGGCAAAAGAACACAUGUUUACAUAUAGCAGAUGUGUUUGCCUAACACCUUUUUUUACUUUUCAACUCGCUAAACCGUCAACAGUAACGUUUUUCAGAUGUUCGUUUGUGUUCAGUAGUUUUUUUUGUUGUUGUUUUUUUUGCUUAGUUUAUAGAUAUUUAUGAGCAAGGCCUUCUAGGUCUUAAACAUCAACCCAGAGAUUGCUAUACUCUAUGGAAAAGUAGCUAUGUGUGUUCAUUCCAUUGCCUGUGACGCACAGAUAUACUGGAUUUUGAGGUGUAGGUUCUUUCUUUUCGGCGCGGAAGGUAAAUCUAUGGCAGAGUGAAGAAGUCCACAGGAAGUGCCUUUCUUUAUGGUGGUGCUGUAAAAGAAAAGUCAAAUGGCAAAGACGUUUAUCUCAUUUUUGAAGAAAAAUAAAAAAGCAUUGCAAUGCAGAAACGUAUGCACAGUACACACACUAUACAUACCAAGAUGCAUAAAGACAGAGUAUAUGAUUGUGGUUGAGCGUUCACUUAGUGGUGCAUUUUGAGUUUGGACCAAUCGACUCGGUUGGUUGGUACAGUGGAACUUGCGUUGACAAGCGAGGUCAUAGUUAAAACCGAUGUGUGUGUGUGUGUGUGACACAGCCUGGGCCACGAAUGACGAACAUAGCACAGCACUUUAUAGACUGCCUCUCUCACUCGGACACACAGCCACAAUGUUUUCUGUCUUUGUACCUCCUCCAAUCCCCUCCUCCCAGAUACAGUGGCGUGUCGAGGACUUGUUAUGUGAUUUUGAGGAGAUUUUCCUCCUCUGGGAAUUGGAUUACGACACCAAACAAAACGGUUACCAUCGCUACUAAGUGGUCAUUUUAAAGGUGUGCCUCCAGCUCAUGUGACUCCGCUGAUGAUGAUGACUGUUUUGAGUCGGCCUGCGUUUUGUGGUUUCUCAUUAAGAAUCUGAAACCACCAACGGUUUUUAAGUGUUCCAAUGUAAGGAAGUUGGAAGUAAUGGCAUUCAUAUUAGGAUGUCGGCAGUUGUCUGGCCCAUGGCAUUCUCAUCCCAGUGCAAUGCCUCGCCCUGCCGCGUGUCUGUCUUGUCCUUAAUGGAAGGAUAGUGGGCCCACUUUCAUUGGGGUUUUGGGGCAGUUCGGGUGUGGAAUAAGACUCCGAGAGGGUCUGUAUGAGUCAUUUGGGGUACCCAUCAGUCCAGGGGGGUGGUAUCUUUUUAACAAGAGAUUUAAAAAACAAUGCGCCUCACGUACCUUUGUAUGCUGCAUACGUUAUACUACAUGAGAGGAGAAACUGCAAAUACUGCUUUGGUUAUUACAGUAUAAUGCUUGAUUAAUACCUGAUUAUGAUAUUCUCAUAACUGUUUUAGAGACGGAAGUAUAACUAAGAUUUUCUUGUUUAGUUUUUUUUUGUCUUAACACUUAUCUGACUUGAGCCGAACAUUUUAUUUUGUCCUCCUAUUUAAAUGUUGUUCUUUUUAAUAUGUAUAUGAAAUAUAUAUUGCAAAAUAUUUUAUGCUGUAUUUAUUGAGUGCAUAAACGAGCAGCUAGCUAGAGUCUCCGCAACAUUGGCAGCAUGGUGGAGGUGCAGCUAGGGGACGAGGCCUUAAACCCCUCCCCCCUCCAUGUUGAAGACUUACCCUCCCCAAACACGCAAGCACAGCAACGUGUUGGAGGGCGGACGGAGGGGCACAGUUGCGCAGGGGCAUCUGUUUUUAAAUGAGGUAUUACUUAUGUAGACCCCUGCUUUUAGCUUUCUGUUUGGGGGAAGAGGCCUUCUCAUAUGUCCUCAUCACCUUCUUGUACUCUCUAGUCCCUCUCUCCUCUCCGGUUCUCUCCUCCCAUUUUGUUGAUCCCACCCACCACCCCCACAUGUUGCAUCUCAUCUCUCUAGGGGUAGGGAACCUUCACUGAACCACACGGACUGGGCUGAGCCUUGUAAAAACUGACUUCCUCAUCCAGAGCUGCUAAUGUGUUAGCAUGUAAACUCCCCUGGCCUGGUGGAGUACAGGUGGGUGAGAAUAGAGGGGAAAAGGAGGGAGGGAGGGAUAGUGCUAAGGCAGAGGAUGUAUGGUUAGGUGUGGCUUCUGUGCUUUCAUGUCUCCUCUGUGGAGUUUUUGUUUCCUUGUGCCAGAGACUUUUACACAGUAAGGAGUAGAGACUAAAGUCCCAUUCCACUCAAAUGCAAGCCUCAGUCUUAAGUGUGUUCUUACUUUGUUGGGUUUUAUUUACAACUACAGAAUGCCUGAGUUGAGUACAAAAAAAGGCCCAACUCCAAAAUGUAAUCCUCGUAUUUAUUUGCAAACCACUAACAGUGCUACAGUAGUUGGUUAGCCCCAACGUACAAAAGUGUAUGUUUCCCCACGUGUGUAUGGAUGUAAGAACAGGAGCCCGAGGGUUCUGUGUGCUGUACUUAGACUUGUACCUGUGUAAUGAAUCAAGGCGUUGUAAUAAUGAGUUGCUGUUCUGUUUGCCCACUGUCUGUUAGUCGUUCCCACCUCACUCUAGGGUCAGAGGCAUGGAGCUUUAUAGGGGUCGUCAACCCUGUUCAGAACUUCAAUAGGCUUUUCCUACCUAUUACCCACAGACAAAUACUUUAAGACACGUUGACUCCAUUUAGCUCUCUGUUUUGAUGUGCAAGCAGACGCUGCUUGCUUUCAGUCCAUUCGCAGUCCAUGUUAAGGUUUUGAAAUCCCGUUUGCUCGAGAGAUUAUCGGAUGCUCUUUUCCCAGUGUUAAACUGGUUUGAAGGCCGAUUUCGUCAGUGGCCAAGGAUGCUAGACUUUUUAAAGGGUUUCCUAUGUGUUUCAUCCGUAUCUUGAGGUUAUUUUGUAUUUGACGUGCGGUCGGUUUGUGUCAUUACUUUUUAAUUGAAUGUCAGUCAGGAUUGUGUGCUGUGAGUCCUGAGGCACCUGCUAAAAUCAAUGGGUGUUUGAUGAUACGAACAAGGUAGCCACAUGAGUUCCAUGCCUCUGUCUCUGUUUCGGUCUCUGUUGUGUCUCUACUCUGUAUGUUUCAAACUCUCUGUUGUACCAACAGGUCUUUUUAUUUUAGUUUUAAAUGUCUUCGUUUUGUAUUUCUCUUUAGGCCUUUUAGUGUUACUUUGCUGAAGUUUUUGAAGUGUAUCUUUCACGAAUACUUGCAAUAAAAAGCUUUGCUUUCAUA
This is a messenger RNA of Oncorhynchus tshawytscha (Chinook salmon), 9743 nucleotides long. Its product is annotated as protein argonaute-3. The coding region runs from base 895 to 3498 and encodes 867 amino acids. The transcript is spliced from 19 exons. The record is from RefSeq and is a predicted model, not a curated record. Gene Ontology annotation, biological process: regulatory ncRNA-mediated gene silencing; regulation of stem cell proliferation. Gene Ontology annotation, molecular function: protein binding; RNA binding. NCBI's taxonomy places the organism in Eukaryota, Metazoa, Chordata, Actinopteri, Salmoniformes, Salmonidae.